UUCACUGAAAUAAAAACAAAAUUUACACUCAUAUUUUUGUGGAAGUUUCUCUCACUAUAUAUCCAUUUCUCCAUCUAAAGGAAAAUUAAUAUUCAGAGGUUUCAUAGCUUUCAGAAGAAGCAUCUACGCCAGGGUUUCUUCAUGUCGGCAAAAUACGAUCCUGCUGACCUAAAUUCCGGAGUUGUUAAUGUUGAGGUGAAAAACGAGGCUAUUAAUGUUGUUAGUGUUGGUCAGUUAGGAAAUGAAACCCUAAUUGAGAAUCGAAGUAAUCAGCAUUUAGUUGGUGAAUCUGUUGUUGAUGGGAUUAGGGUUUUUGGAGAAGGGAAUGACGCUGGUGAGGGUUUAAGAGUGCAAAUGGAAGAUUUAGAUGUGGAAAUUGAUUUGGAUUCGGGGGAUCUCGAUGGUCAAAUGGGGUUUUUAGGAAAUGAUAAGGUUGAUGUUGAACCUUUUACUGAUCUUGGUGUGAACGAGAGCAGAGGGCAAAAAUUUGAUCAAUUCGAAGACCUGAGAAGUGUGUCGUUUGUCGAAAACCAUGUGGGUGAUGCUCAAGGGGGGUUUUCACACCUUGCCCGAAACAGGAAUGUAGUCGAAGGAAAUUUCAUGCAAGACGUAUUAGGUGGGAAGAAUGAAUUUGUUCCUGAUGGUAUAGUAGUUAAUAGUGACUUUAAAGGGGUGGAUAUGAAAGGGAAUGAAGAUGGAUUAAAAGAAGAACAACUGAUAGAAGCUGAGUUGAAAAAUGAAGAUGGCAUAGGUGUUCGGCCUGAUGCUCUUGUUCCCGAAAGACGAGGGGAUGAGGACAGAAUGGAAGAGGAAGGUAAAUUUUAUGUGUCUGAUUUAGUUUGGGGUAAGGUGAGGAGUCAUCCUUGGUGGCCUGGGCAGAUAUUUGAGCCUUCUGCUGCAUCAGACAGAGCAAUGAAAUACUUAAAAAAGGACAGCUAUCUGAUAGCAUAUUUUGGUGACCAGACAUUUGCAUGGAAUGAAGCAUCUCGCAUUAAGCCAUUUAGGAUGUAUUUCUCUCAAAUGGAGAAACAGAGCAACUCAGAACGCUUUUCUCAUGCCGUGGACCGUGCUCUAGAUGAAGUCUCUCAACGGAUUCAGUUUGGGCUGGCCUGCCCAUGUUUGCAGGAGGAGACCCGAGCAAAAAUGAAAUCCCAGAUUGUUAUCAAUGCUGGUAUCAGGGCAGAAUCAAGCAUGAGAGUUGGAGGUGACUACUUUUCAGAUGAAACCUCAUUUAACCCUGCCGAGCUUGUUAGAUCACUGAAGUCAGCAGCUGCAGCCCCACGUUCUAGGAUUCAUAGAUUGUCAUUUAUAUUGGCAAAAGCUCAAUUGGCAGCCUUUAAUCGCUGGAAGGGUUAUUACGAGCUCCCAGUAAUAGAAGAAUAUAGUGAUUUGGAGAAUGAUAAUGAUGUUGAACCACUGCAUGGGGAGAAAGAUGCUAUUGAUGUGGCAGGAGUGGCUUCAGAGGAAAAUUCAGAUCUCCAAGGUACUUCCUCUACAAAGCGUCGUCGACACUCGGGGGUUGACGAGCACCAUGGUGGAAAAGAAAAAUCAAUGUCCAUCUUGAUAUAUGGGAGCAGUUCAGGCAUAUCAAAUAAUCAGAAGAAAUCUAGAGGGAGAGCUGGGCGGGAGUGGAAGUCUAUGUCUUUUGAGAAGAGAAUUCUAGCAUUUGACUCUUUGCCUAGUGAUUCCAAGGCAAAAAGAAGGAAAAAGGUAGUGUUACAAAGCAGUGGUAAUAAGAUGUCUUCACCACCUAAAGCUGCAGACAAAAUUCUCAAGUCUACUGAUGGAAGUUCCCAAAGAAGAAUUGGUAAGCGUAGUGAAAAGUCGAGAAAUGUUGGUUUUGGAGAUUCAGUACCUGCUCCCGUGAAAUCUGAAGAACGGUUGAUUCCAAAAGAGUUCCCUCCUCCAAUAGAGAUGCUCUCAAAGCUCUAUUUGGCUGCCAGGGAUCCCAUGAAUGGGUAUAGCAUUUUGUUAUCACUAGCUGGUCUGUUCUGUGAUUACAGAAAUAUGACUAGCUUGGAAACUACUGAGUCAAGAGACCACACAAAUAUGGUAGAAAAGCAUGUAGAGAAGAAAUCAUCCAACUCGGCCUCUCCUGAAACAUUGUUAAUAGAAGGUAUUGAAGACUCCUAUUGGACUGACAGGAUUAUUCAAUGCUACCCUGAGGAUCAGGUGUUAUUUGAGGUCCAAAAUCAAGAGGAUUUUCCUAAUGCUAAAUGGGAUACUUCUCCAGGCCUGAGUCCAAGCUUGAACAAUAAACAAGAAGUAGGUGGCUCGUUUGAGAAUUCAGAAAGAGAAAAUCUAUCUGUUCUUGUGCAUGGAAAUUCUGAGUACUCCCCAACUGCAUUGGUUCUUAACUUUUCAGAUCUAGAAUCAAUUCCUCCUAUAGCAGAUCUAAACAGAAUAUUUAGUCAGUACGGUCCACUUUGUGAAUCUGAGACUGAAGUUAUUGACAAGAGCAAACGAGGGAAAGUUGUUUUCAAGAGGCGCGCUGAUGCUGAAACUGCUUUUAGCAAGUCAGGGAAAUUUAGUAUUUUUGGUCCAUCACUCAUCAGUUACCGCCUACAAUAUUCUCCAUCACCACGCAAAGCGUCUUGUACCUCAAAGCGUAAAAGGAAGUAUGCAGCGUCUCUUGAAGUGAAUGGAGUUUGAAACUGAAGUUAGAUGAAUUCGUCAUUAGGUGUUUGCAGGAUUUUCCCGUAUUGAUUAAAUAGUUAACUUGGUAGCUAUGUUAAUAUGAAAAUUUGAUGCACAUAGUCGAAAUUAACUGCUGACCCCUUUUUUCUCAUUUAGAACUGUUUUGGAUAGUAGAAAGUAAACCGGGAAAGAUGACUAAGAGAAUUAGAUGUCUAUCCAUUGGUUGAAUCUAUGUAUUCCUACUCAGAAAUACAAAACAUGUUGGCAGCUAGUCUUCUUAAAGUAUAUUUUGGUUUUGACAGUUGA
This is a messenger RNA of Nicotiana tabacum (common tobacco), 2943 nucleotides long. Its product is annotated as PWWP domain-containing protein 5-like. The record is from RefSeq and is a predicted model, not a curated record. NCBI's taxonomy places the organism in Eukaryota, Viridiplantae, Streptophyta, Magnoliopsida, Solanales, Solanaceae.